This is a messenger RNA of Cordyceps militaris CM01, 993 nucleotides long. Its product is annotated as U3 snoRNP-associated protein Esf2. The coding region runs from base 1 to 993 and encodes 330 amino acids. Gene Ontology annotation, molecular function: RNA binding. The transcript has a single exon. The record is from RefSeq and is a predicted model, not a curated record. NCBI's taxonomy places the organism in Eukaryota, Fungi, Ascomycota, Sordariomycetes, Hypocreales, Cordycipitaceae. Gene Ontology annotation, biological process: endonucleolytic cleavage in 5'-ETS of tricistronic rRNA transcript (SSU-rRNA, 5.8S rRNA, LSU-rRNA); small-subunit processome assembly; endonucleolytic cleavage in ITS1 to separate SSU-rRNA from 5.8S rRNA and LSU-rRNA from tricistronic rRNA transcript (SSU-rRNA, 5.8S rRNA, LSU-rRNA). Gene Ontology annotation, cellular component: nucleolus.
AUGGCGCCAAACGCAAAUGAUUUCCUGGAUGCUUCAGAAAGCGAUAAUGAUCAUAUCGAUACCUAUGACUCAGAUAACGAAAUUGCCAAGGGAGGAAGUCGAAGCACAAAGCGCAGAAAACUAAGCCUCGAUGAAGAAGACAGCGAAUCCGACCGAGAUGCGAAUGACAUUGAUCACGACGACGACGAAGAAGAUGGCGCCGAGGAACCAAGAUCAAUACAAGACCAGGAAUCUGCCAACAAAAAGAGAAAGCUUCCCAAGAUCCAAAGCGACCUGCCCAACGUCUCGCGCACGCUGAUCAAGAAGAACCUCGUCACGACCGACAAGGCGAUACACAAGUCGGGCGUCGUCUACCUGUCCCGUAUCCCACCCUUUAUGAAACCCGCCAAGCUACGGUCGCUCCUCGAGCCCUACGGCAGCAUCAACCGCGUCUUCCUCGCGCCCGAGGACCCGACCGCGCACGCGCGGCGCGUCAAGGCCGGCGGCAACAAGAAGCGGUCCUUCACCGAGGGCUGGGUCGAGUUCCUGCGCAAGAAGGACGCCAAGAAUGUCUGCGCGCUGCUGAACGCGCGCACCGUCGGCGGAAAAAAGGGCACCUACUACCGCGACGACCUCUGGAACCUGCUAUACCUGAAGGGCUUCAAGUGGCACAACCUGACGGAGCAGAUUGCGACGGAGAAUGCGGAGCGCGCGAGCCGCAUGCGCGCCGAAAUCAGCAAGACGUCGCGCGAGAACAAGGAGUUUGUCAAGAACGUCGAGCAGGCCAAGGUGCUCGAUGGCAUCGCCAAGUCGGCGGCGGCGAGGAAGCGCAAGGCGACGGACGAAGGUACCGCGCCGCCGCUGGAUGGCGCGGCCGGUGCGGCCGAGGUGGACGGGGAGGCGAAGCCGCAGCGACGCGCGAGAACGUUUAAGCAAACAUCCUUGGUCAAGAAAAGCAAGGAUAUGGAUGAACAGCCCGAACGGGUUACGAGGGUAUUGAACAAUAUUUUUUAA